Symbiodinium natans is the source of this 666-nucleotide messenger RNA. Lineage: Eukaryota; Dinophyceae; Suessiales; Symbiodiniaceae. The record is from the annotation of a GenBank genome assembly.
AUGACGAAAUUGUUGUCUGUGGAAUUGGUGAGGCCACAUGUUGGUUUGAAAGGUGCCGAUCCCUCGAACAAGCUCGCCCGCCUGACUUACGGAAAGUACUCUUUCUUGUGCCACACUGAAACGGGACGAGCAGAGUGGGAGCAGAUCUCGACGGACAUCAUGCGCUUAGUCUUGCAGGCAGACCAAGGCGGUCCCCUUUACGCUGCCUACCAAUUCCUUGCUGGCAAGGGAUAUCCUGUCGCCUUCUCUCGCGAUGAGCAUAGGAACGGGUUCAAAGUGGAAGAGGACGCCUCUCUGAACUUCGACCGCGUCGUUGCUGUUCUACACAAAGUCGGUCGCAAUCCAUUUGUGCAAUGCGGAAAAGGAGAAGGAGGGGAAGACUACGAGAAGGCCUUACUGGACGAGGAAGCUCAUCGACUUUUCAGUUCCUUGAGUCACAUUUGCAAGCCAUGGUGCGACAUGGUUCUUUGGCUCCAAAGCAACAAAGCCACGAACUUCGCUGUGCACGAGCACACUCUCUUCUGCAACAGCCCCAAGUAUGCAGCCGUCGUGAACAACGUGCUGGUUGACGCUUUCAGCGUUGAGAGCAUGUCUCGACUGGAUAUGGCUGUCGAUUUGCGUCUGGAAGAUAUCAACGGCACCCAGGCCUCGCCGCUGUUGGGCUAG